AUGGCAGCGGCGAGUGUGGAGCCCCUGGAGCCUUCCCCGGCGGGCCUGGACCACGACGACGAGCAGCCCGUCGUCAACGGGGACAGCGGCGAGGCGCCAGGCGGCGAACCCGCCGGGGCGAUGACAACGGCGGCGGCCUCCUCGGAGACAAGCUCGUCAUCAUCAACCUCGCUUUUGUCCUGCCUCAACAGCGAGGUGCCGGCGAGUUGUGAGUACGGACGCGUGUUGGGGAAGCGCGUGCUCUGGGCGACCGUGGUGCUGGCGGCCGCGCUCUUCCUCGGCGCCUCCCAGACCUUCGAGACUCAGGACGGUGAGUGCACGACCCCGAACGUGACGACUAGACAAGGACAGCUGUGCGGACGACUGGUCACAUCCCCGACGGGCGUCCUUUACCACUCCUUCCAGGGCAUCCCCUACGCCAAGCCACCCGUCGGCGACCUGCGCUUCAGGGAACCGCAGCCGGCCGAGCCAUGGACGGGACUGCGCGGCGCCCUCCAGCCGGGGGCGGUGUGCCUGCAGUCGGGCCAGGGCGCCGUCCUGGAGACGCUCUCGCCCACGGUGAGGCAGGCCGUGAUCCUGUUCAAGGCGCUGCCCAGUUUCCUGUCCGGCUUCUUCCGCCAGCAGAGCGAGGACUGCCUGUUCCUCAACGUGUACUCGCGCGAGCUGCGGCCCGCCCGCCCGCUGCCCGUCCUGGUGUGGAUCCACGGCGGCGGCUUCCACAUGGGCAGCGGCGGCCCGGACCUGUACGGCCCCGAGUACCUCAUGGAGGCGAGUAGCGCCGUCGUCCUGGUCACGCUCAACUACCGCCUGGGCCCGCUCGGCUUCCUCAGCCUGCCGUCCGGCGGCGUCCCCGGCAACGCCGGCCUCAAGGACCAGGCCGCCGCGCUUCGCUGGGUGCGCGACAACAUCCAGGCCUUCGGCGGCGACCCCUCCAGGGUCACCAUCUUUGGCGAGAGCGCGGGCGGCACCAGCGUCCAGAUGCACAUGGUGUCACCGCUGUCUAGAGGUCUGUUCCACGGUGCCAUAUCCCAGAGCGGGUCCGCACUGAACCCGCGGUCCAGCACCAGCACCGCCGCGGGCGCGGAGCGCGCGCGCCGUCUGGCCCGGCAGCUGCAAGUCCAGGCCAGCGACGACGCCGACCUGGUGAGACGCCUGCGCCUGCUGCCAGGGAAGGUGAUCAACUCCAUGUCGGAGAGCGUCCUGACGGACGAGGAGCGCUCCCGCGGGCUGGCGGUGCACCCCUUCGUGCCGACCGCCGAGCAGGACGAGCCGGGCGCCUUCCUGCCCGCCACCCCGCAGGAGCUCGUGUACCGCGGGUUGUCCGCGCCCGUCCCCUACAUCACGGGCAUCAACAGCCUGGAGGCGGGCUUCAUGAUGAACAGGGAGCGCGACCUCGCCGGAGUGCACCUGGACAGAGAGAUGGAGAACCUCGUGCCCUCCGACCUGGGAGUGCAGCACGGCUCGCCGGCAAACACCGAGAUCGCUCGCGCGAUGAAGCGAGCUUACUUCGGCGACAGCGACAGACCCUCGCAGAUGCAGAUGGCCGAGUUCUACUCCGAUCUGUUCGUCAACUGGGUCGCGCACAGGACGGUGAACCUGUACUCUCGGCUUGAGAGCCCCGCCCUCUACGUGUACCGUUUUUCGCACGACGGCGGCCUCACCCUCUCGCGUAGACUCUUCGACAAGAAGCUGCCAGGUGUGUUCCACGGAGACGAAUUGGCUUACCUCUUCACGCAGAGCGUCGUCCCGAGCGGCAACGAGUCAGAGCAGGACGUCCUCGUCAGAAAGCGAAUGGCCGAGCUAUGGACGAACUUCGCCGCUAGCGGGAACCCCAACGGCGACAGCCCCCUGCUGACGACAAAGUGGAUGUCCGCCAACAACCAGAGCCAGCUGUACCUGGAGAUCGGCGCGGACCUCGCCAUGAGGCGGGGACUGUUCUCCCCCAACGUGGGCUUCUGGGACACCGUGUACACCGUGCGGGAGGGCGGCGCGAGGACGUAGCGAGUGAUACUGGUCGGGCGGAGGUGUGUGACAAGCGCUCAUGUGAUAUGAUUAGACGCUCGAUAAAAUAGUUGGUAGUUUGUAGUUUAUUGAGAAAAAUAUUUUGGCUGUGAUAAAUGGAGACAAUUACAUUAAUUUAACACGUCGGCCUCAAAUGUGGCAACGAAAAUCAGCUCCGGUCAAAGGCGUGAGAAUGUAUCUCCACUUCGAAAUAUUUAAAUUAAUACAAGUAUUGUAAAUAAACAAUUCUGAAAUUUUGA
Molecule: messenger RNA, 2261 nt
Organism: Frankliniella occidentalis (western flower thrips)
Lineage: Eukaryota; Metazoa; Arthropoda; Insecta; Thysanoptera; Thripidae
Product: cocaine esterase-like
Exons: 10
Coding region: 1-2001 (666 amino acids)
Molecular function (GO): cholinesterase activity
Source: RefSeq, a predicted model, not a curated record